AUGGUGAAUUCGCUCAGUGUUCGAAGAUGUAUUGAAAGUGGAAAAAGGUCAACGAAGGACUACCUGAGUUUUACUUCAAACGAACAAGGCGAUGCUCGAUCACAAGACGACAUUGUGCGUGAUCUCUAUUCAGCAUUAGCCCAAUUCUUUCGAAUCUAUACCGACUAUGCUCUGAAUCCAUUUUAUGUGACUGGUCAAAGUUACGCUGGCAAAUAUGUACCCUCGAUUGCAUACAAGAUUCAUGUUGAAAAUCAAAAUCCCGACGUUCAAACACUAAUCAGUCUUAAAGACGCAUUCUACAUAUCUGAUGCUCUGAUUGAUGGCGAUUUAAUUAAUAUAACAACCUAUUUUGCACAAGUAACCGGUCUGAAAUCUUCUUCGAACAUAUUAUUAACUAGCGAUCCAUCGGGCAUCUUCGAUUUCGUUCCAUUUAUCACACAGGCAUAUCGACGAAAACAAAUACAUGUCGGCAAUAGGACAUUUAAUGGUCGGGUACCCAGUGAUCAACCACGUGCUAUGCUCGAUUUACUUCAACGUUUUCUUCUCCACCUUACUUUUAACAAUUGA
Molecule: messenger RNA, 567 nt
Organism: Didymodactylos carnosus
Lineage: Eukaryota; Metazoa; Rotifera; Eurotatoria; Philodinida; Philodinidae
Source: the annotation of a GenBank genome assembly